This is a messenger RNA of Trypanosoma cruzi, 1515 nucleotides long. Its product is annotated as mucin-like glycoprotein, putative. The transcript has a single exon. Lineage: Eukaryota; Euglenozoa; Kinetoplastea; Trypanosomatida; Trypanosomatidae. The coding region runs from base 1 to 1515 and encodes 504 amino acids. The record is from RefSeq and is a predicted model, not a curated record.
AUGUCGCCGCGUCGUGGAUGGUUGGGGAUCCGCUUCGACGUGUGGCUGGUGGUUUGGGUGUGGGCGCCUUGUGCUGGCUGCGGGGAUGUGGCCAUAUCCGUUGGUUGUGAGAAUGGGAUGGAGGAGGAUGAGGUUGUGGAUCUCUCCUUCUUGUCCAUGGUGGGUGACUGCUGGCGGUGUGUGUGUGUGUGUUGUGUGUGUGCGGUCUCGCAGUCUGUGGACUGUGUGGGCUGUGGCUGCCUCUUGCCAUGCUGUGUGCUCUCUUUGUGCGUGUUUUCAUGCUGCGCCUCUCUCCCUCUCGCUCUCCCUCUUGUUCUGUCUUUCACUUCCCCACUCGGUGUGCAGAUCAGCGGACUGACCCCAGCAACACUAGGAAGGAUGAUGGCUACUGUGAUGACGACGACUGCGCUGCGCCGUGAGGUGUGCGCCCUGUUGUCCCUCGCGCUGUUGUGCUGCUGCGCUUCUGUGUGCGUGGCGGCUGCGGCUGCGACGGGGACUGCUGUACAAUCAACUGAGUUGUAUUCCGGUACCUCUGCCGUGAACGUGUCGGUGGAGGUCUCGUGUGCGGACAGUAACAAGAAGUUGCAAUGGCGCUUCCCUGGCCAGAAAGAUUGGAAUAAGUGUGCACUCGCACAGGGCGCUCAUGACUACACUGUUCUCCCGAGCAUUGCUGACCAGAAGAACACUGUUGAUCAGGAGAACACUGAAUACUACACUGUGGGUACAUCUGACAGUGAUGAUGAUGUUGAGGUUGUUACCUUUGAUACGGUAAUUGAGGAUCCCGGCCGUGUCGGUGAGUUACUGUGCCUCUCGGCCGAACAGAUGUACUCGGCUGCAAAAUGUAAUGAAUCCUGCAAGUCCGUCGGUGUGGAAACAAUUGCGUUUACGAUGGAAUAUUUGACGGAUAAAGAAAGUGGUGUGUACAAGAAGUGGCUGGUAUAUAAUAAUUCUUCUAAUUCUGCUGCGGUUAGCACCCCAGGCGUCUGUUCGUUAAAAACUCCUGUUGAGGAGGCACCUGUGAAGGCUAACGGUGGAUCUCCAGAGGCCGCUGCAGUAACGCCGACAGCACAAGUGACAGCCGUGGGGGCACCCGCAGCGGGGCAGGCUGCAGGCAGUUCGAGUUCAGCUGCGAGUGGGGCCUCAUCAUCGGCACAGACUAUUGAGCAGAGGAUAUCCCCAGCGGACCCACAAGCCGGGAACACUUCGCAGCUGCCAACAGGCGAAGGGGUUGGCAGAACGGAUGCAUCCGGGACGACGCAAACACCCUCAGCCACUCCCGCCAGCGGCAAUGGUGGGGCCUCCGGUGCAGCCACGGCCGGUGCUGCCUCACAGUCCGGUAAACCGAAAUAUACGAAGGAGGCCAACAACAGUGCCACCACUGGAGCGCAGGGUCCCGGCACGUCGGACAGCAGCGCCAUCGCCACUGCGUGGGUGCACACACCACUGCUGCUGCUGCUGCUGACCGCCCUUGCAUGUGCCGCUGGGCAGCGGUGCGGAGCAGCCACACACGAAUGA